Molecule: messenger RNA, 696 nt
Organism: Endocarpon pusillum Z07020
Lineage: Eukaryota; Fungi; Ascomycota; Eurotiomycetes; Verrucariales; Verrucariaceae
Exons: 1
Coding region: 1-696 (231 amino acids)
Source: RefSeq, a predicted model, not a curated record
AUGCAUCCCAACACUCUGACCAUGGUACUCCUGUUCGUCUCCAACAGUGCAGCUAUCUCCAUCGGCUCAGCCAGUAACUUCGGCGCCUGCGCUGGCCAAACCGUCACCUCGACCGGGAACACGGUCAUCGUCGGGUCCGUCGGCACCUCACCCGGCACCUCAAUCACCGGGUUCCCACCGGGCCAGGCCACCUCGCUCAACCGGGCCAACUUUGCCGCCCGCAGGUGCAUCGCGGACAUCUCGACCGCGUAUGCAGCGUGCAAGGGGGCCCUCGCUCCGGUCAUGCUGACAGGUCAGCCGCUGGAUGGCAAGGUCCUGUCGCCGGGAACGUACAGCUAUGCCACUACAGCGGCGCUGAAUCCCGGCGCGACGCUCACGUUCGAUGCGCGUGGAAUUUCCACUGCCGAGUUCGCCAUCCAGGUCGGCACCUCGCUUGACCUGUUCAGCAACAGCAAGAUCCUCCUCACCAACGGCGCAAGGGCCUGCAAUGUCAUUUUCUGCGCCGGCAGCUCUGUCGUCAUCGGCACUAACGCCGGCGUCAACGCCACCAUCGUGGCCUACACGAGCAUCAGCGUUGCCAACGAGGCGGCGAACAGAGGUGGCUUGUAUGGCAUCAAUGGCGCCGUAACCUUGAUUAACAAUAGAAUCAACUCCUGUUCCCAGCCGUUGUUGGAUCUAUCUGUGUCCAUCGGUUAA